AAGUGGCUGCAGCGUCACGUGACCCUGGUAACAUGGCCGCUGCCCACUGAGCGUUGCCGGUUCCUGGCGGGAGCUGGUCGCGUGAGCGGUGGGGCUGUCCGGGUAGCGCGUGGGAGAGCAGGGUCCCGGCAGGGGACCUGAGGCGGCACGCGGCGGCAGAGACAAGGCAGGCGGGCCCGGGGCGGGGCAGCCCAUGAGCGGGCUCCGGGGUCCGCGCCGAGCCGCACACUCCCCUUGCCCUGGCGCGGCCCCGGCAGCCUCGGACUAAGGUGUCUCGAAGCCCCCGGGCGCAGCGCGAGCUGCCACCAUGAACCCGGAGAAGGAUUUCGCGCCGCUCACGCCCAACAUCGUGCGGGCCCUGAAUGAUAAACUCUACGAAAAGCGGAAGGUGGCAGCGCUGGAGAUCGAGAAGCUGGUGCGGGACUUUGUGGCCCAGAACAAUACCAUGCAAAUAAAACACGUGAUCCAGACCCUGUCUCAGGAGUUUGCCCUGUCCCAGCACCCCCACAGCCGGAAAGGGGGUCUCAUUGGCCUGGCUGCCUGCUCUAUCGCCCUGGGCAAGGACUCAGGGCUCUACCUGAAGGAGCUGAUCGAGCCAGUACUGACCUGCUUUAACGAUGCAGACAGUAGGCUGCGCUACUACGCUUGCGAGGCCCUCUACAACAUCGUCAAAGUGGCCCGAGGCGCUGUGCUGCCACACUUCAAUGUGCUGUUUGACGGGCUGAGUAAGUUGGCUGCUGACCCAGACCCCAAUGUGAAAAGUGGAUCUGAACUUCUAGACCGACUUUUAAAGGACAUUGUGACAGAAAGCAACAAGUUUGACCUGGUGGGCUUCAUCCCCCUUUUGCGGGAGAGGAUUUACUCCAACAACCAAUACGCCCGGCAGUUCAUCAUCUCGUGGAUCCUGGUUCUGGUGUCGGUGCCGGACAUUAACCUGCUGGAUUACCUGCCGGAGAUCCUGGAUGGGCUCUUCCAGAUCCUGGGUGACAAUGGCAAAGAGAUUCGAAAAAUGUGUGAGGUGGUUCUUGGAGAAUUCUUGAAAGAAAUUAAGAAGAACCCCUCCAGUGUGAAGUUUGCUGAGAUGGCCAACAUCCUGGUGAUCCACUGCCAGACCACCGAUGACCUGAUUCAGCUGACAGCCAUGUGCUGGAUGCGGGAGUUCAUCCAGCUGGCGGGCCGGGUAAUGCUGCCCUACUCAUCUGGGAUCCUGACUGCUGUCCUGCCCUGCUUGGCCUAUGAUGACCGCAAGAAAAGCAUCAAGGAGGUGGCCAAUGUGUGUAACCAGAGCCUGAUGAAGCUGGUCACUCCCGAGGAUGAUGAGCCAGAUGAGCCAAAGCCCGUAGCACAGAGGCAGACAGAACCCAACCCUGAGGACUCCCUGCCAAAGCAGGAGGGGACAGCUAAUGGAGUUCCAGGUGGUUCCUGUGACUCCAGCUUUGGAAGUGGCAUCAGUGUCUUUACCUCAGCCAGCACUGACAGGGCUCCAGUGACCCUACACCUGGAUGGGAUUGUGCAAGUCCUGAACUGCCACCUCAGUGACACAGCCAUUGGAAUGAUGACCAGGAUUGCCGUUCUGAAGUGGCUUUACCAUCUCUACAUCAAAACUCCCCGCAAGAUGUUCCGGCACACAGACAGCCUCUUCCCUAUCCUACUUCAGACAUUAUCUGAUGAAUCCGAUGAGGUUGUCUUGAAGGAUCUGGAGGUAUUGGCAGAAAUUGCUUCCUCCCCUGCAGGCCAGACGGAUGACCCAGGCACUCCUGAUGGUCCUGACUUCCGAGUCAGCCACUCGGAGCUUCGGGUGCCCAGCUCCAGCAGAGCCAACCUGCUAAACCCUCCCAGUACCAAAGGCUUAGAAUGUUCUCCUUCCACUCCCACCAUGAACUCCUACUUUUACAAGUUCAUGAUCAACCUUCUGCAGACAUUCAGCAGUGAACGGAAGCUCCUGGAGGCCAGAGGCCCAUUCAUCAUCAGGCAGCUCUGCCUCCUGCUGAACGCAGAGAACAUCUUCCACUCUAUGGCAGACAUCUUGCUUCGGGAGGAGGACCUCAAGUUCGCGUCCACUAUGGUGCACACACUCAACACUAUCCUGCUCACCUCCACUGAACUCUUCCAGCUGAGAAACCAGCUCAAGGACCUGAAGACUCUGGAAAGCCAGAACCUCUUCUGCUGCCUGUAUCGCUCCUGGUGCCACAACCCAGUCACCACCGUGUCACUCUGUUUCCUCACCCAGAACUACCGACACGCCUAUGACCUCAUCCAGAAGUUUGGGGACCUGGAAGUCACCGUGGACUUCCUCACAGAGGUGGACAAAUUGGUGCAGCUGAUUGAGUGUCCCAUCUUUACAUAUCUACGCCUACAACUGCUGGAUGUGAAGAACAACCCAUACCUGAUCAAGGCCCUGUAUGGCCUGCUUAUGCUGCUGCCCCAGAGCAGUGCCUUCCAGCUGCUCUCUCACCGGCUCCAGUGUGUGCCCAACCCGGAGCUGCUGCAGACUGAGCAUUUGGCAUCGGAGAUGGAAAAUUUCACUUGUCAGGUCACCAUGGAAACAAGCAGAGCCACUGAGAAGAUUUACGCUGAAUGGAGUGCACCCAGCUUGCAUCAGCUGCCCUGUGUGUCUAGAAUUCCCUCCUAGGCCAUUGGAGCCACUCGGCAGGCCUGGCGCCUUGCUGCAGUGAAACCCUGAGGCGCUUGCCCUGAGGGUAGAUGCAGACAGCCUCAGGAUAGGCCUGUGCCCAUUCUACCCUUUCCUGCCACUUUUCCAGCCAGCCUUGUACUGACUGUGUCAUGUCAGCUCUGAGUUUCAACCAAGUGAAGUCUGGAAUACUUGGUGUGUUGAGUAUGCCUAAGAUGCAGAGAAGCCACUGCAGGCUUGGGCUGGUCUGGAUUCUUCCCAAAUGAGCAUCUUCUGCUUCUGAGAGGAGAGAGGCCUUGAAGUGACAAUAUGCUCCUUGGCCUGUCCUCUGUAGGCACUGCUGAGAGGACAGUCCUCUGUAGGCACUGCUGAAGGGAGAAGGCAGCAAAAAGGGCACUGCCCUGGGAAAGGUCUCAGACCAGGCCACAAACCCUACCACUUCCCAGAGCCCCUUUCUUGUCUGGAGAAGGGCAGGAAAGCUGUCUAAGUCAAGGCAAGAUAAAUCCCCAGAGAGAAACUAGGUAAAAGGGUUUCCUCAGCCUCUGUAUGGUCCAUCAAGAUAAUUUUGAGCCCAAGGAAUAAGCCCUUGUGUAAAUGACUCUUAUGUGGGUCAGUAAAUGGUUUCAGACCUGGAAUGGGAUCUGGCCCAAGUUCUCCAUAGCUUUGCUGUGUGGCCUCAGGCAAGUUCCUUACCCUCUCUAGGCUCCCAGUUUCUUGGUAACUGCACAUGUGGACUAAAUGGGCAGGAAGUGUUGGGGUGUUCUCAGCCUGCCUGCCUUUGGGAAGAGCUGAAAAAGUUGAAUGUAGAUACAGGCAUGGAAACAGUGGGUGGCAAGGGACCUCAGACAGCUGGAGGAGGAGUCAGAUUGCAGGGUUGAGUGCAGAGGGGCAGUUCACACUCUGGAAAGGGGCUGUGGGCAGUCCCAACCUAGGGUGGGGCAGGCAGCUGCCAGACAGCCGGCCUGCAAGCAGAACAGCUGGGGAGGUUUAUGCACUCGCCACCAUACCUUCCUGUGUUCUCACUAGCAUUUGGGGACCAUAGGCACUCUCCCGCUUUAAAAUCUUCCUCAGUGAGGCAAGAGGAUUCCCUAAAAAGAGAAGCUGGUGGCAGAUAUGUGGGUGGGAUGGUAGGGCAGCAUGUCAGCUCUGGACUGGGGAACCACCACUCCACCCUGCCAGCCAGGUGUCCCUGUUACCCAGUACCUGAGGAUUAUGGGAAAGAAAGCAUGGCAUUGUGAUGGGUAGGGUGAUGCUUAUAAUCCAAGCACUAGAGAGGUAAAGGCAGGAGAAUCAGGAGUUCAAAGGUGUCCUUGACUAUAAAGGCCAGCCUGAGGUACAUGAGAUGCUAUCUCAAGCAAGCAGCAAGGCUCGUAGUCAUGGCUGGGAAGGAUCCCCCUAGCAUGGGGCAGAACAGCUCACUACUCUGAGGUCCCAGAGAGCAAGGUAUAGCUGCUUCCCCGGCCCCCACCCUGGGUAUUUUUUUGUUCUAGUUUUCUAUUGCUAUUACAAAACACUGACCAAAGGCAACUUGGGAAGAAAUGGGUUUAUUUCAUCUUACACUUCCAGGUAACAGUCCAUCACUGAGAAGUCAGGGCAAGAACUGAAGCAGGGACCAUGGAGAAAAGUAGCCUACUGGUUUGCUCUGCAUAGCUUCUUCAGCUUGCUUGCUUAUACAACUCAGGACCACCUACCUGCACAGGGGUGGUACCACCCACAUCAGUCAUUAAUCAAGAAAUGCCCUACAUACCUGCCUGUCUGAUGAAGGCAAUUCCUCAGUUGAAGUUCCCUCUUCCAAAGUAACUCUAGUUUGUGUCAAGCUGACAAACUAACAACACCCCCCAAACCCUCUAAUUAGUCCCUGCCUAGGUUUUCUAAGGGUGGUGUUAAGACAGCGUGUAGACUCAUGGGCAUCCCCCAGUGUCAUUUCUGUGGCUUUGAAUCUUUCCCCCGGACUUAGAGCUACAAGCUCCAAGUCCCUCUGCCCCCUUAGGAGUCUGGGUUGUUCCCUCCAUGAUAGCUCCUGGGCCAGAGAGUCCCCUUCUCCCAUUCCCAGGGGAGUCAACAAGCAUUAGAAACCCCCAAAUGACAACCAGGCCACUUUGACUCUUUAGUCAACAGUGGCUUGGGAGGCAGUGGCUCAAGGCCCAGGAAAAUUUCGGCCACAGAUAGAUCAUAAGAUGUUUUCAGGCAGUGUGUCCUGCUUGAAAGAGGAAAGAGCAGUGUUGGCCACCAUGUGGGCAGUAGACUCAAGUCCCCAAAGUUGAAUCUG
Messenger RNA from Cricetulus griseus (Chinese hamster), 4901 nucleotides. Lineage: Eukaryota; Metazoa; Chordata; Mammalia; Rodentia; Cricetidae. The record is from RefSeq and is a predicted model, not a curated record.